Myzus persicae (green peach aphid) is the source of this 1959-nucleotide messenger RNA. RefSeq names its product nucleolin. The record is from RefSeq and is a predicted model, not a curated record. The transcript is spliced from 11 exons. Gene Ontology annotation, cellular component: nucleolus; nucleoplasm. The coding region runs from base 157 to 1845 and encodes 562 amino acids. Lineage: Eukaryota; Metazoa; Arthropoda; Insecta; Hemiptera; Aphididae.
AAAUACGAAUUCUUUUACGCACCGCCACCACGGACCGCAACACAUAGAACCACGAGUUCAUUUGCGUGCCGGCCAUUUAGUGAGGGAUUCCGUCGCGAGACACGCUGCCUGCUGGUACAUUUUUUUAAAAUUCGAAUUAUAGCACACGAUAUCGAAAUGAGUGCUGAAACCGUUAACGCGUUGGUGUUCGACUAUUUGAACUCAUUGGAUCAGAACCUUGCAACCAUGUUCCAGACCAAGACCAAAGCCUCAAAACUGCAGAGGGGACAAACUAAAUUAACCCAGCUAAUUGAUGACCAUUUGAAGACUUCUAAAAAGACAAUUAAAUUACAGAAAAAAGGACCUUCUGUUGAUCAAAUAAUUAAAUUGAGUAAUGGUAAAGCAGCUGCCGUCGCCGAUGAAGAAUCUGAAGAAGAUAGUUCUGAUGAAGAAGUUGUUGCACCUAAACCAAAAAUUAAUGAAAAGAAAGGCAAAGUAGUAGAAAAAAAAGAAGAAAGUUCCGAAGAAGAUAGUUCAGAUGACGAUGAUGAACCACCAGUAAAGAAAGCAUGUAUUGCUCCUGCUAAGAAGCCGGCUGCUAAGAAAGAAUCUAGUUCGGAAGAAGAGAGCUCAGAAGAAGAGACUCCUGCUCCCAAAAAACCUGUUACUAAACCAGUUGUAAUGCCAGCUGUAGCAAAGAAAACUGCUGCAGAAGAAUCAUCAGAAGAUAGCUCUGAAGAAGAAAGUUCCGAAGAAGAAAAGCCUUCCGUCAAGAAAGUCCCUCAGGUACCUGUCAAAAAAGCCAAAGAAGAAAGUUCAGAAGAAGAAAGUUCUGAUGAGGAGGAAACUGUAGUUAAAGCUCCAGCUAAAGUAGUAGCUGCUAAGAAUGGAAAGAAAGAGUCUAGUUCUGAAGAAGAAAGUUCUGACGAAGAAGAUGCACCUGCAGUUAAAAAACCAAUUGUGCAAAAACCUCAAGAAUCUAGUUCUGAAGAAGAAAGUUCAGAUGAAGAGGAAACUGUAGUUAAAACUCCUGCAAAAGCCCCUGUUUCUGCAAAGAAAGCCAAAAAAGAAUCGAGUUCCGAAGAUGAAAGUUCAGAAGAAGAAACCCCAGCUACAACCAAACCAUUGAAAAAAACUGUAACUAAACCGGUUGUUGCUAAAGAAGAAAGUGAAGAAGAAUCUGAUGAUGAUGAUGAUGAUGAUGACGAAGAAGAAGAAGUUACUAAGACUCCAAAUAGUCAGAUCAAAAAUCAGCCGUUUGUUAAAGCAGCAAAUGGAGAUGAUGAAAAUGGUUCCGGCAACAAAUGGGGUGAAGACCGACAGGGAGGUUUCAGAGGUGGUAGAGGCAAUAGAGGCACUCGAGGAGGAUUUGGAUUCCGAGGUGGUCGUGGUGGCCGUGGGGGUUUCAACCGUGAUGAUGAUGAUCAAAAUGGAGGAGGAAGAGGUGGUUUUGGUCGUGGUGGUGGCGGGGGCCGUGGAGGUGGUUUUAAGCGUAAAUUUGAUGACUCCGGUGAUGGAGAAGGUGAAGGCGGUGGUUUCAGAAAGAGCUUUGGAAGUGGUGAUGAAAAUGGUGGAGAACGCCGUAGUUUUGGAGACAAAAGAGGAUUUGGUGGUAAUAGGUUCAGUGGUGGUGAACGAGGAGGAUUUGGAGGUCGUGGUGGUGGAGAUAGAGGUAGAGGAGGAUUUGGUGGACGUGGCGGUGGUGGAAGAGGCUUCGGCGGUCGUGGUGGUGGAGACCGUGGCAGGGGCGGUCGUGGAGGUUGUGACCGAGGUGGACGUGGUGGAGGUGGAGACAGAUAUUUCAAUAAAAGUUUUGACUCAAAUAAUUCAACACCUCAAAACAAAAAAAUUAAAUUUGAUGAUUGAAAAGGUCAAUAUGAAAAUUGGGGUAAGAAAGCUGCUCUAGACUUACAAUACACUAAAGGAAAAUCAUUUAGACAUGAAAAAACAAAAAAAAAACGUGGCUCUUAUCGAGGUGGA